UGAGAUUUGGAUUUUUGAAAUUACUUACUCGUUUGCUGUCUUUCAAUUUCAGUCUAAGUUUUUGAUCUUCCUUCUCGUAGGUUGAACAAAAAUAACUUUUGUUUUGGAUACUGGUCUUGAAAUUUGCCAAUGCUAUAAAUUGUUAUAAUGCCCGUUCUUGAUUUGAAACUAUAUACCACCAUCUCUAUAUGUGUCGCCCUUGUGGCUUUUGUUUAUUCUUGUAAUAUCUUCACCCCUCAAAAAUGGUUCCCACCACCAGUUGAAAAUUCGCCAAAUCAAGUUACUCACAGUGAGUCUGUUGAAUACCAACCACCGCUUAAUGGAGUUGAUAAAAUUUGGAGUAAUUCUGAAAAAGGUCUUGGCGCUACUUCUUCAAUAUUUCAGAGUAUGUUAUCGGAAAGGAUUUUAACGCCAAGAAAACCCGUAAUGGGACCUUUUCUAACUUCUCUCGUGAAUUUUUUGCAAAAAGAAAAAAUUUGUAUUAUGGUUUUCAUCAAUAUGGCUUAUUGUUUUUUAUUUCUCCUCGGAAGAUUCACACUGAAGUUCUUUUUUGGGGAGUUAAGAGUUAUCGAAAGUCAGCAUAUGUAUGAUAGGCUACUUAACUUUCUUUUAUUUAAAGUAGUCUUUGUUGGAGCAAUUUUGGAGCCAAAAUGGGAAGAAUUACUUAUUUGGACAUCUUGGUUUACAAUUCUCGGAUUUUUGAGAAUUUUUAGUAUGCUUUGUCGAGACAGAUUUGAAUAUCUUACAUUUUCUCCAAAUACUCCAGUUCAGGCUCAUUUACGAAUAUUAGUCCUUUUAAUACUUAUUUUAUUAUCUGACAUCUUCUGGUUUAUAAUGUGUAUAUCAAUAUUUCGGUCAAUGCUGUUACUUCUGACAUUUGAGUGUUUUACGUUAUUUUUGGAUACUGUACAAACAUUGAUUAAAUAUUUAAUUCAUCUUAGAGAUAUAACAAGACAAAGUGUCUGGGAAUCUAGAGGAAUUCUUUUAUAUUAUACCGAAUUUGUUACCGAUACUUUGAUACUUGUUGCCACUCUUGGUCAUUAUUUACAUAUCAUGCUUCUUCAUGGUAUUUCAUUUACCUUAAUUGAUGCAGUUUUGUUCUUAAAUAUGAGGAGCGUCUUCAACAAUCUCAGGAAAAAAAUUGUUGCAUACUGCAAUUACAGACAAGCUAUAUCCAAUAUGCAAACACAAUACCCAAAUGCCACUGAUAUUGAGUUGAAGGAAUAUAAUGAUGACUGUGCAAUAUGUCGAGACUCUAUGGAUAAAGCUAAAAAAUUACCAUGUGGUCACAUGUUUCAUUUGACUUGUUUGCGAUCUUGGCUGGAACACCAUAGUUCUUGUCCAACGUGUAGACGAUCUUUAUUGAAAGGAGACUCUCCUAGAAUAUUAGAACAUAUGGAAGUUCCGUUUCUUUAAGAGAGUAGUUUUUAUUUUGCAGGGACUUGGAUACAUAUUAGAAUUUGAUAUUCUGAUAUCCAUUUGUAAUCAUAUUAGACAUGACAAAUUCAUUUUUUGAACAAUUUAAUCAUUUCAAUAUUUCGCUUGUUGAAACAAUAACAAAACCAUCAGCAAAUAUAAUGACAUUGAUAGUGUUUAAGAAUAUGAGAAUAUCAUUUAGAUACAUAUUACCUAUUUCUGAUAACCAAUAAUAUAAUUAAUUGGUUUCGCGUAGGUAUUUUAAGUUUGGUUUUCUUAAGGGUAGGGUAUUUUAGUGGAUUUAUGAGCACCUUUUAUAGUAAUGACCUGUAAAAUGUCCUGUAACAUUUCCGAAUUUGCUCAUAAUAAACAAAACAAAAUACCCUACCCUGAAAAUUUUAUUGUUGUAAUAUAUUUUCAUUUAUUGCUUUCUGACUUAAGGUCAUUGUAGAUAACCAUUAUUUAUUUUAAUAUGUG
Rhizophagus irregularis DAOM 181602=DAOM 197198 is the source of this 1893-nucleotide messenger RNA. RefSeq lists its product as uncharacterized. Gene Ontology annotation, molecular function: ubiquitin protein ligase activity. Gene Ontology annotation, cellular component: ubiquitin ligase complex; cytosol. NCBI's taxonomy places the organism in Eukaryota, Fungi, Glomeromycota, Glomeromycetes, Glomerales, Glomeraceae. The record is from RefSeq and is a predicted model, not a curated record. Gene Ontology annotation, biological process: ubiquitin-dependent protein catabolic process; protein ubiquitination.